Molecule: messenger RNA, 1822 nt
Organism: Antechinus flavipes (yellow-footed antechinus)
Lineage: Eukaryota; Metazoa; Chordata; Mammalia; Dasyuromorphia; Dasyuridae
Gene: KLK9
Product: kallikrein related peptidase 9
Exons: 5
Coding region: 80-844 (254 amino acids)
Biological process (GO): proteolysis
Molecular function (GO): serine-type endopeptidase activity
Source: RefSeq, a predicted model, not a curated record
CAUCUGGGGCCUCUUGGCUGGUCUGGUCCUUGUCACUCAUACCAACUGUAGUGGAUUUUCCAUCCUGGAGCUUGGAACCAUGAACCAGGGCAUCUGGGUGUCCAUGCUGAUGCUCCUUUGGACUGGACAGGGUUGGACAGACACAAGGACCAUUGGGGCCGAAGAAUGUACCCCCAACUCCCAGCCCUGGCAGGCUGGUCUCUUUUUCCUUACUCGUCUCUUCUGUGGGGCCACUCUACUCAGUGACCGAUGGCUACUCACAGCUGCCCACUGCCGCAAACCGUACCUGUGGGUGCGGCUUGGAGAACAUCACUUGUGGCAAUGGGAAGGUCCAGAGCAGCUGUUCCGUGUCACUGAUUUCUUCCCCCACCCAGGCUUCAACAGUGAUCUAAGCGCCCGCGAUCACAACCAUGACCUCAUGCUGAUUCGCCUGAAGAGACCCGCCAGAUUAAAUCCAGCUGUGCAACCCCUCAACAUCAGCAAGAGUUGCGCCAGACCCGGCACCACUUGUCUGAUCUCUGGCUGGGGCGCCAUCUCCAGUCCCGACGUUGAAUACCCACUCACGCUCCAGUGCGCGAACAUCAGCGUUCUGGAGCCCCGCCUGUGCCACAGAGCCUACCCGGGGCGAAUAUCUUCCAACAUGAUUUGUGCUGGCCUCUGGGAGGGAGGCCGAGGCUCCUGCCAGGGAGACUCCGGGGGCCCGCUGGUCUGUAACGGUGCCCUGGAGGGCGUAGUGUCGGGGGGAGCCGAGCCCUGCUCCAAACCGAAGAGACCGGCAGUCUACACCAGCGUUUGCCGCUACAGAGACUGGAUCUACCAGACCAUGAAGGAUAACUCCACGUGAUUGGACUGCUCUAAGCCCCGCCCACUUCCCCAGAUUCUUUUAUGAUGCCGCCUCCCCCCCCCCCCCACCGUGGAAACUCUUCCCCGUGACGUCAAAACCGUGGCUCCGCCCUCCCGACCCCCGGAGCCUCGGAGCCCAGCCCCUCCACUACCUACCGACGAAUAGCAUCUUCUGAGCCUGUCCCUGUGGGACUCUGGGAGGAACUUCAAGAUGUGAGCCCCUCUUACCUCGCCGCCUCUAAGGACAUUAACCCUGAGAGACUCGUUUACCCGUUUCUUCACUUUGAUACGAAUUGGGGGGUGGGGGUGGGAAGGAGGGUGGCCGAGGGAGGAAGGGGAAGAAGGGGAGAGAUCUCGGAAUGUCCCAGCUACAAAGCUUCUGUCAACCGACCCAAAAGGAUCUUCUGGAACCAGAAACUCAAACCUUCCAUUUUGUGGUCCUCUCCUUUGGGGUAAAGAGAAAACAUACAUACAUCCUUCUAUGAGGCAGCGCCUCCAGAUCUUUUUUUUUUAUUUUCCCAUGAGGCAAUUGGCGUGGAGGGACUUUGCCCAAGGUCACACAGCUAGGAAGUGUUAAGUGUCAGGUCAGAUUUGAACUCCCUCAUAUUUGAAGUCAGUCCUCCUGACUUCAGGGCUGCUGCUGCUCUAACCAUGGCACCACCUAGCUGGCCCCCUCCUCCAGAUCUUGAAGACAGCCAUCUCCCUACCACCUCCUUGAUUCUUUCUUUCCCUUCGAUGAACAUUCCCAUUUUCUCCCAUCAGCCCCUGAAUUCAAGCGCAUUUUCUAUCUCAGCCACCCUAUUUUGUGGCCCCCGAAAGGAGCGCAGCACUGCAGAUGCCCCCGACCGUCACUUCCCUGCUCCGGGACUCUACAUGUCUCAAUGUACGGUGGAGAUAGACUUGGAAUCUCCACCCAGCAACUGGCACAGGGGGUGCUUGGCACACAGUUGGCAUUUAAAUAAAUACUUGUCGAGUCGAA